This is a messenger RNA of Schistocerca piceifrons (Central American locust), 2338 nucleotides long. RefSeq lists its product as uncharacterized. The record is from RefSeq and is a predicted model, not a curated record. The coding region runs from base 59 to 2161 and encodes 700 amino acids. The transcript has 7 exons. NCBI's taxonomy places the organism in Eukaryota, Metazoa, Arthropoda, Insecta, Orthoptera, Acrididae.
GCAGCCGCUAGCAGCAGUCAGCACAAGGCACAACACACUCACCACUCCAGCCGGCGCGAUGAGGCCCAUGAUAACGGCAGUGCUUGUCGCGCUCGUGUGCGUGACUUCCUCGAGCUCCUCCCAGGCGGUCCAGCGUCGUGAGGCGGCUCUCGACAGCUACAGCUCCGGAGGUGGCGGUGACUACAGCGGCGGCUCCUACGGCGGAGGCGGCGGCGGUGGCGACGGCGGUGACUACGGCGGCGGCGCCAGCGGCGGUGGCGGCGACUACGGAGGCGCAGUCUCUGCUGCGUACAGCGGGGGCGGCGGCGGUGGUUUCACACCCAGUGCCAGCUUCGGCGGGGGCGGCGAUAGCUACAGCGGAGCCGCUGCCGCUGGGGGUCAAGGCGCGUACAUCGGCGGCGGCGGCGGUGACGUCGGCGGGUACGGAGGUGGAGACCUGGGCGGUGGAGACCACGCGGCCCUCGGAGGCGGCGGCUACGGCGGCGGUGCCAUCGGCGGAGGCGACAUCGGGGGCGGCGGCUACGGAGGAGGCGGUUACGGAGGCGGUUACGGAGGCGGAUACGGUGGAGGCGGCUACGGCGGCGGCGCAGCCGGUUUCGUAGCCGAGCCGCAAGUGAAGACGGAGCUGAGGCCCUACCAGGUGCCAGUGGUGAAGAUCAUCCGAGUACCCGUGGCCAAGCCGAUCCCGGUAGCCGUGCCGAAGCCCGUGGGCGUGAACGUGCCGCAGCCGGUGCCCGUGCACGUGAAGGUGCCGUUCGAGGUGAAGGUGCCGGUGACGCGCGUCUCCCGCGUCGAGGUCGAGAAGCCCAUCCCGGUACCCAUCGAGAAGCAUGUGCCCCACUACAUCGACAAGCCGUACCCCAUCACCGUCAUCAGGCACGUGCCCGUGCACGUGCCGCAGCCGUUCCCCGUGCACGUUCCCGUCUACAAGCACGUCUACCACGUACCCAAGCACCAUUAUGAAAACGUAUGUAAAAGAGUUCCACAGAGCAGCCAGUCUCCAGAGUGGCGCCGCGCGCCAGUAAAUGGGAGGAAUGUAACAAAAUUGGGUCACGGACCGCCCCGAACACACAACAUGUGGGCGGAUCUCUCAGUUCCUUACGCCCCCGACUGUAAUGCGCGGAACUUGUCGGAGACCUACAGCAGACUGAUUGGAGCGCCGGAAAUCCGCCAUAGUGUGUCUGAAAACCAGCAGCCCCUGUACAGACUUGCGGCCAGACCGACCCUGAGGAGGUGCAAGUUUGAGAAAGAAGCGGGCAGGAAUGUGCAGAUAGCCGGAGCCGGCGAGUAUCCGGUGGCGGGGUGCCCGCGGAAAGUCGGCCGCGGCUGCCCCGUGCUCUCGCCGGCUGUCCUGUCGCCGCGCCCGGUCCCCACCUGCCGGACGCAGGGUGGGGGCGCUACUUGCCGCAUGCCGCCUCUGCCUGCUCGCCCGGUGAAAGGAGCCGCCGGGCCGCCUAUAAUAGGCCAGCGCCGGCCAUCGGGCCAUCAGUCGCCCACUGUAGCUCUCCUCUGCAGCCCACAGCAUCGUUCCAGCGCCACGAUGGCCCUCCACAUGAUUUGCUUGGCGUUACUGGUGGCGAGCACGCACUGCUACCCGGCAGCGCCCAAUGAGCGCAAGGUGGAGAAGCGGGGCGUCGACGGCGGCGUCGGGGGCGGCGGCCUUGAAGGCCAAGGAGGUGGCUACGGAGGCGGCGGCUAUGGCGGCGGCGUCGGAGGCGGCUACGAUGGAGGCUAUGGGGGCGGCUACGGCGGCGGCGGCGACGGCGGACACGACGCCGGCAGCUACGAGCCAAUUCAUGAGCACGUGAACGUCUUCCACAAGAGCAUCGAGCCACCCAAGGUCAAGGUGCUCAAGAUCCCGGUGCCGCACCACAUUCCGGUGCCGGUACCACACCCCGUGGCCGUCCACGUGCCGCACCCGUACCCCGUGUACACGCGGCACGCUGAGCGCGUCGAGGUGCCGGUCAUCAAGACCAUCCACGUGCCCGUCGAGAAGCCGUACCACGUGACGGUCGAGAAGAAGGUUCCCUACCCCGUGGAGAAGCCGUACCACGUGACCGUGGAGAAGCCCAUCGCCGUGCCGGUGCCCAAGCCGUACCCCGUGCACGUGCCCGUCUACAAGCACGUGUACCACCAGAUCAAGGCCCACGGAUGGCACUGACCGCUGACUCCGCCUGCCGCUGCCGCCCACAUAAUCGCUGACUGUCAUAUGUACAUUACACUCGCUCUCUCACCUCCAAACGGACCUCGCGUCCCAUCAUCCUUCGUUGUUUUUUUAUAGUCCUUGUUAUGUUUGUACUUUUUGUUGCCCUUUUGUAAUAAAAUGAGUUACGCUUAC